This is a messenger RNA of Pogona vitticeps (central bearded dragon), 1675 nucleotides long. RefSeq names its product fibroblast growth factor 18 (gene FGF18). The record is from RefSeq and is a predicted model, not a curated record. NCBI's taxonomy places the organism in Eukaryota, Metazoa, Chordata, Lepidosauria, Squamata, Agamidae. Gene Ontology annotation, molecular function: growth factor activity.
UGGGAGAGAGAGAGGAGAGCUGAUGUCUAAGGGAGUCACUCGGAGGAGGCAAAGCAGGCAGGCUCUCAACUUCUCCGCGUUGGUGGUGCUCAGCGCGAAGCGGGAUCGCUGGAAAGCGGCGCCCGGGCUUGCCCAAAGCGGAGCCCGGCUCUCCUGGCCAAGCUCCUGCGCGCCGGGAUUUGACUCCGUUCACUUGAAGCCACUUGACCGGCCCCCUCCUGCCGCCGCCGCCGCCGCCGCCGCCGCUCCUCGUCACCACCACCACCACUCAGCGAUGUAUUACUCCCUGCUCUCCGCCUGCACUUGCCUAUGUUUACAUUUCUUGCUGCUCUGCAUCCCGGUACAGAUGUUUGUCCCUGAAGAAAAUGUGGAUUUUCGGAUACAUGUGGAAAAUCAAACAAGAGCACGAGAUGAUGUAAGCAGGAAGCAGCUGAGGCUUUACCAGCUGUACAGCAGAACAAGUGGGAAACAUAUCCAGGUGCUAGGGAGACGGAUCAGUGCCAAAGGAGAAGAUGGAGACAAAUAUGCCCAGCUUCUAGUGGAAACAGACACAUUUGGCAGUCAAGUCCGGAUCAAAGGGAAAGAGACAGACUUUUACCUUUGCAUGAACAGGAAAGGCAAGCUGGUAGGGAAGCCGGAUGGCACCAGCAAAGAGUGCGUCUUCAUUGAGAAAGUCCUAGAGAACAACUAUACGGCGCUCAUGUCAGCGAAAUACUCAGGCUGGUAUGUUGGUUUCACUAAAAAAGGGAGGCCUCGGAAGGGCCCCAAGACUCGGGAGAACCAGCAAGACGUUCAUUUUAUGAAAAGAUACCCAAAGGGGCAAGUGGACUUACAGAAACCUUUCAAAUAUACCACAGUGACCAAGAGGACUAGGAGGAUACGACCCACCAACCCCAGUUAAAAACACAGGAGAAUAAACUACAAAUGAUAAACUGUACCAGAGAAAUAUUUUUACAUUUUUUUAAAAAAAGGGGAGAAGCUCUAUUUUUGUACAUUGUUUUUAAUUUUUUUUAAAGACUGGAUUAAAAAAAAACCCACUGGGGAAGCUGUAAAAGAUUUAUUGUAACUUGAAGAAGAAGAAGAAAUUAAUGGCUCUAUUUAAAUUGACUCUCUUUUUUUUGUGCUGUGGAUUGACGUACAGGUGCUUAUUUCUCUUUUGGAAUGGACAACCUUUUGGAAUGGACAAUUUUUUUUUCAAGCCAGUCCCUAGAGGGAAAGAGUUCAUCUGAAAAUGGGAAUAAUAAUAUGAAUAUGAAUAAAAACCAAAACCACAAACCAAAGAAAACCAAAGUUCUUUUCCCAAAGUCCCCCCCAAAAAACCUUGGAUAAUUCUCUGGUGUUGCAGUGAUCUGUUGUAUUGUCUGCUGCAAGCUCGACCAAGACACGUAGACGGUCUGCAAAAUCCAUCAUUGAGCUUCCAUGGAGAGCUCAAUACCUCAGCCCUUUGUAACCUUUCCAACGACAUAAGGUGUCACACCUCUGUGAUCCUGCAUUAUGACGCUCACUUCUGGAGAAUGCUGCUAAUGACCUUCAAGUGACUAAGUAAAAUAACCUAUUAACACCAAUGAUAAGGGAAUAUUUUAAAACCAGCUCUAUUAUAUAUAUAAAUAUAUAUUAUAUAUAUAAGCUAUUUAUUUCACCUCUCUGUAUAUUGCAGUUCCAUGAACCAAGUAUU